Molecule: messenger RNA, 4517 nt
Organism: Conger conger (European conger)
Lineage: Eukaryota; Metazoa; Chordata; Actinopteri; Anguilliformes; Congridae
Gene: rcan1a
Product: regulator of calcineurin 1a
Exons: 4
Coding region: 328-948 (206 amino acids)
Biological process (GO): calcium-mediated signaling
Cellular component (GO): nucleus; cytoplasm
Molecular function (GO): nucleic acid binding; calcium-dependent protein serine/threonine phosphatase regulator activity
Source: RefSeq, a predicted model, not a curated record
GUUCGUCUCAGCUGUUUUCGCCCCUGAUACCAAUACAGCAGCAUCGGCAUUUAGAAGCGCAUGAUUGAAUAACUAACGUGAAAAUCAUGUUUCAUUUUUACGCAGUACAAUAAUUUUUUCUACAGCUUUUUUUUCCAAAUGAUAUACCAGCUGUACGUAGACUUAUAUUUCUUCGGAAAGCUGUCCUGUAGUGCAUUGGACAUGCACAUAUCUUAGACUAUCCGAAUUAUUUUCGGGUAUUAGCUAAUCAACAAUCUAACGGUAUAUUUUUAACUUGCACAAGACGCUAACUAGCUAGCUACGCGUGGACGCCACAUCUAAGUCACCAUGCAGGUGAUGGAAAAAGACGGAGAGGACAAAGUCGAUGUGCAUUUUACCGAUCAACCCAAUGCGCUCGUCGUCUAUAAAGUGCACGAAAGCCUAUUUGUUGAUGACCAGUUAAAGGCCAGCUUCGAGGCCCUGUUUCGCUCCUUCGACGACGAGGUCUCCUUCCAGUACUUCAAGAGCUUCCGCCGCGUGCGCGUCACCUUCGCCACGACGCUGGCCGCAGCCGAGGCCCGGGCGAGGCUGAACCGGAGCGAGUUCAGAGGGAGGGAGAUGCGGCUGCACUUCGCCCAGUCCGUGCACAUCGGGAGUGCCCGCCUGGAGCCUCCGAAGCCAGACAAGCAGUUCCUUAUCUCCCCCCCUGCCUCGCCCCCCGUGGGCUGGGAGCAGGCCCUGGACGCUACGCCCGUCAUCAACUACGACCUGCUGUGUGCCAUCUCCAAACUGGGGCCAGGUGAGAAGUACGAGCUCCACACUGGGACCCCCACCACCCCCAGUGUGGUGGUGCACGUGUGCGACAAUGAGCUGGAGAGCUCCAACAGCGAGGAUGACGAGGGGAGGGCCCCACGCCCCAAAAUCAUCCAGACCCGUCGCCCAGACUACACCCCCGCCGUCCUGAACUGAGCGGCCCGCCAAGACGCUGUCUGCAAAAAAUACAUAAAAGAGCAUUACCACCUCCCCGUCACUAGGGGGAGCACUUGCAUCAGAGCCGAGCUUGGAAAGGGAGACCCUCUACAAGCCUUGCUUGGCUUGCCAGCAGAGCAGGGCAAAGGACAGCUGUUAGCAGUAGCUGAAACAGUUUAUAAACUGUCCGCUUCAUUCUGCCUGAGAACUCUGACCAGGAUGACAGUGAAUUAGAGGGACAUUAACCUACUGUGUAUCUGUAAAUGCCGUUCGCGUAUGUUUUCGUUUUAGUCUGUCCCAUUUUGACAGGGAAUGGGCUAUUUCUUUUGAUUGGGCUUUCAGGAAGUGGUUUAGUUGAUUUUAUUGGUGGGUGCGGAUAGUGGGCCAGUUUCCUGUCUGUCUGUCUGUCUGUCUGAAUAUAGAGAGCAUGAUCAUUUGUGAUGGAUGGUUUUGUGGGUUCAGAAUCAAGAUUUUGUUCUGUUUCUCUGCUGUCAUCGCUGUCUAUGCAACAGACCUACCUCUCCGUUCAACCCCACUCAUUAAUUUUGCUACGGAGUGAUGGAGGGUGGAUCGGCAGCCAUUUUGUAUUUCGUGGCCACGUCUGUGCUCCAUUGGCCUCGUUUGGGGCUGCAUGAGUCCUUGUGUACCCUCAGUAGGGACGGGUUCCUCUCUGGCUCGCCCAUGAGCGAAACCCAGGCUAGCUCACAGUACCGUGGGCCCGGUCAUUAGGGCUGCACGAUAUCAGUAAGAUGUGCGAUAACGUUAUUGAAUAUUGCGAUGGCGAUAUGACUUAAUAUUGAAGUGUUUUAAAUCACUUUAGCUUUCUGCUUUAGGUACGCAUCGACCCCCAAAAAUGAAUAGCCUAUGCACACUCAAUAAAUAAAAAUUAGGCUAAAUACAUUAUUUCCAAAAUGCAUUUAUUGAACAAAUUGCACAUGGACAGCCAAUCAACUUAACAGAACAUCAAUUUAAAUAAAUACUAUUCAUCACAGUUCAAGCAAUCUUUUGUGCUGUGUUUAUCACGCAUGUUCAUAUCUCAAUGACGGGAAGUAUACAAUAUAUCAUGCAGCCAUCGUGUCUGCCACCAGGCUCAGCCAAUCAGCUCAUCCGAUUAGCCUGCUCAAAUAUGUGUUUAUAGCUUGCUAGAAUCUUCUUUACUUGCUUCUUUGCUAAAAUGUUUGCCACUGUUUGCAGUAGACUAUGACAGUGGUCAUCUCCCAUGACCAGCUUUGGUUUAAAAGUUGUGUGCAAAAGCCAGCUUAGCAUGUGAAAAUGCAAUUCUCACUACAUGCGCUGUCAAUGUCUGGUGGUUGGGGCUGCACAGAAGACAUUCAGUAGCAAGUUGUGGUCACUGCAAACUCGUUACAAACAUAUAAAAAGAUGAGCAAAUAGUGUUAGCUUCCCAAUUUCAGGAAAAGUCAAGAACUCAUAACAAUCCUCUACUUAAUGUACGUAGAAUUGUGAUGCAUCACAGUUUUUCCUGAACCCCCUGGUCACACUGUAAUGGUGGAAUCUAUCUCUGUGUGCUAGGUUCCUCUAUCUGUGGCUCAGGAUCUGCAUCAGCUUUCUGGAGUUAAGCAUGUGAACAAGUUUUUGUAAAAGGUCAUACAACACCUUCCCACUUUAGAUCAUGUAGAACAGCAGAACCUACCGGCACUGAUGCUCCCUAAAUAUAAGCCUGACUGAUGACAAUUUGCGUGAACUAGCAAAAGCAUGAGGGGUUUACUUAACCUGUGCCCUACCAGAAAAAAAAAAGAAAAAGAUUCCCCAAUGUAUCUCUCCCAAUGCAUGCUGGGAUAGGCUACCCUGAACAGGAAUAAGCAGGUUAGAUAAUGGAUGAAUGGAUGGAUUCGCCAAUGUAAAAAUGUACUUGCAUGUCAGCCCUGCCUCUUCCCUUUAUAGUCAUCAGCCUCUACUGUCAUCAUUGUCCCCUGUCUUACAUUACUGUUAUGCUUUCAUGGUCUCUGUCUGCCAUGUGGUUUUAGGGGACUCUAGUGCAGUAAUUUACCUUGUUCCUGUGUGUAUAACUGCUGUUGCUGUGCUCCAGUGUUACACCUGUACAGGGGCAUAAAAUAAACCCGAAUUAGCCGAUGUGUAACAACAGAAGUACCGUUUAGUGGCGCCACCUGUCUCCUUAGCAUAGCCGAUGAAAGUAAAUGGUGUUGUAUAGUAUUGAUGGCUCCAUUAUGGAGACGGCCAGUGUUAUGUGUUGCUGUAGCCUGGUAUAUUCUGUUGAUUUUUUUUUUUUUUUUUUUUAAAGGUGUAGGCCUACCUUCAAUGUUAAGCUAUUAUCUGUCCAUAGGUUUUGCACCUUUUUUUGCGAUGACUAAAUACAAUUAAAUAUUUUGGAGAUAGUAAUUUUCCAUUUUGCCAUGCCACAGUAUCAGUCUUUUAACACUGGGUGCUAUUUAGCCUGUUGGCAUUAUCAUUCAGAGUUUACUCAUUGAAAUUGUUUGAUUUUAUAGGCGCUUAGAUGUGCACGAGCUAACCUUAACUUGCUAUCAACAUGCUGAAGUACAUCAGAGGACAAAGCCAGGCCCGUUCUCCCUGGUGUGCAGGUUGAAGCAUAACACUGGGUGCAGUUCAGGGCUCCGGUUACCGCAUCAAGAAGGAAUAGCAAUUUGAUUGAAAUUUGACCAGUAGUUUGUAAUGAAUGUCUUCCCUCUCCCUGUUACACUUGUAGUCGGCUAGCCCAAAGUUCACCUAUCAGCAUCAGCCAGCCAGUGAAUUUUGCCUUUGUCUCAGUUUAACUCAAAGGUGGGCCAAUGAGGCUAUGUCUGUUUCUGGUUUUCAUGUCAAGUUCUGGUUUAAUUACUUAACUAGCGCUAACAUUUAUUCUAUACAUUUUCGCUACGUUUUGAUAAGCACUUGAAUGACGGCCAUAUACUGUUCUUUCGUCCCUUUACCGUGCUCUAAUAUAAGAGUGACCCCGUGUCUGUAGCCAGUUAUUUCAUUUAACUGGUGGAAACUAGAACCUGCAUACACCCAGGACUGGAAUUGCCCAACCUUGGCUAAACUGAAGUUGAAUAUUGAAAUUUGUCAGAAACUACCCCCAAACUGUGCAGUCCGUUCUCUUUCAAUUUGUGGCUGUUGAUUGAUUUCGUACGGGCAGUUAGUCAUUUCUUUCAUUUUCUUCAGUGCUGAUUGCAUAUUUUUAACCCCUUGAGUUCAUUAUAAAUAGGCUAACUGAAAAGCUUCUCUCAUUAAUGGCUGCUACAAUACUGAAUUUUUUAGUUGUGUGUUUUUUUGUAGUUUCAGCUAUUAAAAUUAAUGUUCCUUGAAUAAUUGUGCUUUUAGUUGCUCAUCUAAAGUCUGCUAUGUGACCUACCUGGCUGCCUCAGAGGUGUGCUCUGGAGAAUUAUAAAAUAGCCGUUCUGUAAGUGAUGAUCGAAAUGACGCACCCUCGGUGAAUGAAUGCGGUCUCCCUGUUCCAUAUCUGUAUGAAACGAGUCUGAUUUUUAUCACGGAGACAAGCCAUCUUAUUGUGUGUUCUGUGCUUUUCCAAAAUGUAUUUCUCUUUUUAAUGGUAUGAUAUUAAAUAUAUUAAAAGAACAUACCUUUCAGACAAA